AUGGCCAAAACUAAAGUUACUGGAGCGACGAGUAGAUUGAAACAAGAUUACCUAAGACUCAAAAACGAUCCUGUACCAUAUGUGACUGCAGAACCAGUGCCUUCAAAUAUAUUAGAAUGGCAUUACGUCGUUAAAGGGCCGGAAAAGAGUCCUUAUGAGGGGGGAUAUUAUCACGGUAAAAUUAUGUUUCCCAGAGAGUUUCCCUUUAAACCACCAUCGAUAUAUAUGAUUACGCCAAAUGGACGAUUCAAGACAAACACAAAACUUUGUCUUAGUAUCACAGAUUUUCAUCCGGACACUUGGAAUCCGGCUUGGUCUAUCUCAACAAUUCUAACAGGUCUGCUUAGUUUUAUGUUAGAGAAGACGCCGACAUUGGGUUCAAUUGAGACAUCAGAAUACCAAAAACGUUGUUUAGCUGCUGAAUCUCUGGAAAUCAAUCUCAAAAACAAAAUGUUCUGUGAAUUGUUUCCAGAAUAUGUAGAGGAAAUUGAAGAGUUAUUGAAGCAAAGACAGGAGGCUUUGUUGCAGUCAGAAAGUGUUAAUGAUAACAGUGAAAGUGAAGUGACUAAUGAACAACAGUCUAAUAUGCAUUACAUCCUAACAAACCUAUUUGUGCUUGUCAGCUUUGUGUUUCUCGCUUUCAUGGUGAAACAUGUUCUCGUGUCCAUUUCUAAUGACUAA
Leptosia nina is the source of this 681-nucleotide messenger RNA. The record is from the annotation of a GenBank genome assembly. Lineage: Eukaryota; Metazoa; Arthropoda; Insecta; Lepidoptera; Pieridae.